AUGGAUUUGAAAUUCAUUUAUCAACCUGAAUUUCAUUUUCGAUUUUUCACUUUCUCUGAAAAACCAAAAGAAAUCGCUCCAUGUAUUCAUGAAUACGAAUAUAUACCUUUAGUAACACUUGAAGAAGCAGUUGAACCAUUAGUAAUAUGCAUUCCUCAAGUAAAAGAUAUGAUUAAAUUAGUAAAAGAAAAAUGUCAACAACCAAAAGAUAAUCUUUCUAUAGAUGAAUCAGCUUCAAUUAUGCUUUAUACAAUGGAAUGGAAACCGAAAGAAGAUUCAUUUUAUUAUAUAUUGAAUCGAAAACUUCAUUUAAAUGAUCAUAAUGAAUUAAUACCUUGGCAUUUUUAUUUGAAAUUAAUUUCUACAUCAUUAUCAAAAUUACCAAAAUUAUCUAGUCGAAUUUUUUAUCGAGCAAUUCAUUUAGAUUUAGAAAAUAAAUAUCGAUUGAAUAAAAAAAUUUUUUGGUAUGAAUUUUUAUCAUGUAUUUCAUCGUUAAAAGUGUUUGAUAAAAAAGAAUUUGAUUUUGUAUCAACGGGAAUUCGUACUUUAUUUAUUAUUCAUAGUAAUCAUGGAAGAAAUAUAAGUCAACAUUCAUUCUACAAAAUAGAGCAUGAAAUAUUACUUCCACCCGGACAACGAUUUGAAAUUGUUUCAUAUUACAAAUCAAACAAUGAACUUCAUGUUAUUGUUUUAGAAGAAAUUUCAUGUACAGAUUCUAUUGAAACACUAUUUUCAACACUAACCAAAAAUGUAAAUUCAAGAUCGUUUGAUUUAUUAUUUCGAAAACGAAUUAAACAUUAUGAGAGCUAUUGUGAAAUUAAUUUGAAAAAUCAAAAUUUAACAGAUAUUCAUAUGAAUAUUAUUACUGAACAAGCUAUUAAAAAUAAAAAAUGUAUUUGGCUUUCAUUACAAAAUAAUAGAAUUACUUCAGAAGGUCUAUGUAUUAUAGCUGAUGGUUUAAAGGAAAAUGCAUCAUUAGAAUCAUUGGAAGUCAUAUUUACUAAAUUCGGUAAAGUAACUAAAACACAUGUGAGUAUACAUAAAAUUAUGAUUAUAAUUAUACAUGUUUUAUUUGUCAUUUAUUUAAGAUUUUGAGAAAUGGUAGU
Molecule: messenger RNA, 1106 nt
Organism: Rotaria sp. Silwood2
Lineage: Eukaryota; Metazoa; Rotifera; Eurotatoria; Philodinida; Philodinidae
Source: the annotation of a GenBank genome assembly